UCCCUCUCUUCAUCCCUCCCGGGCUUUGUCACCGCGCCCGCAGGAGCGGGACCGAGAGACAGCCGUACAGAGCGAAGGACAGCCCACAGGUCCACGGGCCGGGCCGAGGGCGCCAGAGGGGGCCAUGUCUUACCAGGGCAAGAAAAGCAUCCCGCAUAUCACGAGUGACCGACUCCUCAUCAAAGGUGGACGAAUCAUCAACGAUGACCAGUCCUUCUAUGCCGACGUCUACCUGGAAGAUGGACUUAUAAAACAAAUAGGCGAGAACUUAAUCGUUCCUGGUGGAGUGAAGACGAUCGAGGCCAAUGGGCGGAUGGUCAUUCCAGGAGGGAUUGAUGUCAACACGUACCUGCAGAAACCCUCCCAGGGGAUGACUGCCGCUGAUGACUUCUUCCAAGGGACCAAGGCAGCACUGGCGGGAGGGACCACAAUGAUCAUUGACCAUGUGGUCCCUGAACCUGGGUCCAGCCUGCUGACCUCCUUCGAGAAGUGGCAUGAAGCAGCUGACACCAAAUCCUGCUGCGACUACUCCCUGCACGUGGACAUCACCAGCUGGUACGAUGGCAUUCGGGAGGAGCUGGAGGUGCUGGUGCAGGAUAAAGGCGUCAAUUCCUUCCAAGUCUACAUGGCCUAUAAGGAUCUCUACCAAAUGUCCGAUAGCCAGCUCUACGAAGCCUUCACCUUCCUUAAGGGCCUGGGAGCUGUGAUCUUGGUCCACGCGGAAAACGGAGACUUGAUAGCGCAGGAACAGAAGCGGAUCUUAGAGAUGGGCAUCACGGGCCCCGAAGGCCACGCCCUGAGCAGGCCGGAGGAGCUGGAGGCCGAGGCCGUGUUCCGGGCCAUCACCAUCGCAGGCCGGAUCAACUGCCCUGUGUACAUCACCAAGGUGAUGAGCAAGAGUGCCGCGGACAUCAUUGCUCUGGCCAGGAAGAAAGGCCCCCUCGUUUUCGGCGAGCCCAUCGCUGCCAGCCUGGGGACCGACGGCACCCACUACUGGAGCAAGAACUGGGCCAAGGCAGCGGCGUUCGUGACCUCCCCUCCCCUGAGCCCGGACCCCACCACGCCUGACUACCUGACUUCUCUCCUGGCCUGUGGAGACCUGCAGGUCACCGGCAGCGGCCACUGUCCCUACAGCACUGCCCAGAAGGCGGUGGGCAAAGAUAACUUCACUCUGAUCCCCGAGGGCAUCAACGGGAUAGAGGAGCGGAUGACCGUUGUCUGGGACAAGGCGGUGGCUACCGGCAAAAUGGAUGAGAACCAGUUUGUCACUGUCACCAGCACCAACGCGGCCAAGAUCUUUAACCUGUACCCCAGGAAAGGGCGGAUCGCCGUGGGCUCAGACGCUGACGUGGUCAUCUGGGACCCGGACAAGGUGAAGACCAUCACAGCCAAGAGCCACAAGUCGGCCGUGGAGUACAACGUCUUCGAGGGCAUGGAGUGCCACGGCUCGCCGCUGGUGGUCAUCAGCCAGGGCAAGGUCGUCUUCGAGGACGGCUCCGUCCAAGUCAGCAAGGGCGUGGGCCGCUUCAUCCCGCGGAAGCCGUUCCCCGAACACCUGUACCAGCGCGUCAGGAUCCGGAGCAAGGUUUCUGGAUUGCAAGGGGUCCCCAGGGGCAUGUACGAUGGUCCUGUGUACGAGGUGCCAGCCACACCCAAAUAUGCAGCUCCCGCUCCUUCUGCCAAACCCUCGCCGUCCAAACAUCAGCCUCCGCCUGUCAGAAACCUCCACCAGUCCAACUUCAGCUUAUCAGGUGCCCAGAUAGACGACAACAACCCCAGGCGCACCGGCCACCGCAUCGUGGCGCCCCCCGGUGGCCGCUCCAACAUCACCAGCCUCGGCUGACCGUGGACGCGCGAGAGUGAAGGAUUCUGGGAUCACGUCCAUUCCUUUCCCCGUCGGUGUUUUCGAGGCCCAUAGUUUUUUUCGGUACUGAUGGGGGGACCAGCUGAACGAUGCUCUUUCCUUUUCACUUAGGAAGAAGUGGUACUAGUGUGGUGUGUUUGCUUGGAACCCCUGUGCCCCCCGUGUGAGUUCACGCCGACUCCGGCUCAGAGCGCGGCGUGCUCACCGCCCCCGUAGCGCAGCUUCUAGCAUCGUCUCGUGCCGCCCCUUCCACUCCUGAGUCCCGGGCUCCAUGAUUCUCGAGUGGUCCCUCUGCACCCCUGUAGCUGUUCUAGGAUAGUCGAUGCAUGUUACCGAGUUAUGUAUGCAAGUCUGUGAGUGCGUCUGACGGGACGUGGCCGAGGACCCAUGCAGGCACGACGCCCAGACCUCAGGCCCUCGGGGCAGCCCCGGAACUGUGAACGUGAAGCUGUUUACUCACUGCCCCCCGUCCCAAGUCUACACUGGAGAAGAGACGCCGCCCCGCCCCCGCCGAGAAGCAGGGGAGCCUUCCGCUGCAGGCAGGGAAACGUCACCCGCGUCCUGUGUCAAACCCUCGUCUCUAUGGCACUUGUAACCUGGCCACCGCGUCUUUCCGGCCUGCGUGUGUCCUUCCAGCCAGCCCUGGACCUCAGGCCGAGCCAGGUUCACACUCAGAAAGGGACUGCUCAUCCCCAUUUAGGGCCGAUGACGGUGGGGCGACUUCCAGGUGCCCGAGUCCUUGUCCCUCUGAGGAGGUUGGCGGGGCGGUCAGAUUUUUAAAGUUUUGUACAAAGUUUUCCUUUGUAAUCAAUCACCCCCAUUUUUACUUAACAACUGACUUAUCGUGGCUCUUAUUUCCGAAUUCAAAGCUUGUGAAAGAAUAAAAUAAAUGGCCCACUGGCCGGAGCCGGGUGUUGUCAUUUAAGUCUUUACCAAGUUAUACGUCCCAGACUGUACCAAGCACAGUAGCUUGGGCGGCCAGGCUGGGGACGGGCCCUGCAGCAAGUGACCUGUGACGUAGUCCCUUGGGCUAAGGAAGCCACACAAGCAACACAAUUAUCCACGCCAGACCUGAGGCUGAGGCAGCCAGUGUGACCA
Pteropus alecto (black flying fox) is the source of this 2962-nucleotide messenger RNA. RefSeq names its product collapsin response mediator protein 1 (gene CRMP1). The coding region runs from base 125 to 1843 and encodes 572 amino acids. The transcript has 14 exons. NCBI's taxonomy places the organism in Eukaryota, Metazoa, Chordata, Mammalia, Chiroptera, Pteropodidae. The record is from RefSeq and is a predicted model, not a curated record. Gene Ontology annotation, cellular component: cytosol; cytoplasm. Gene Ontology annotation, molecular function: hydrolase activity, acting on carbon-nitrogen (but not peptide) bonds, in cyclic amides.